AUGAUUGUUUCUGAAAUAAAUAAUGAAACAAUAGAAUCAGAUUUUUCUAAUGUUGGUGAAAUACAAGAUAUUUAUGAUAUAAAUGAAAUAUAUAGUGAUGAUGUUAUUGUACAAGAUAUUAAUGAUAAUUGUGCACAAGAAAUUUAUAAUGAUUUAUUAUCAUUAUAUUGUUCUGAAAUUGAAGAGGAUUCUAAAAACAUACCAAUACAAAAAAUUACUGAAAUUAACAAUUUGGAUGAUGAUUUUGAAAUUGGAGAGUGUUCUAAGAACAUAUUAGUUCCUGAAAUUAUUGAAAUUAUCGAUUCUGAUGAUGAUUCAACUUUUAGAAAAGAAGAAAAGAAAGACCAAAACCAACAUAAAGAAAAAUAA
Cetraspora pellucida is the source of this 369-nucleotide messenger RNA. The record is from the annotation of a GenBank genome assembly. NCBI's taxonomy places the organism in Eukaryota, Fungi, Glomeromycota, Glomeromycetes, Diversisporales, Gigasporaceae.